This is a messenger RNA of Zea mays, 733 nucleotides long. RefSeq lists its product as uncharacterized. Gene Ontology annotation, molecular function: RNA binding. The record is from RefSeq and is marked validated. Lineage: Eukaryota; Viridiplantae; Streptophyta; Magnoliopsida; Poales; Poaceae. Gene Ontology annotation, cellular component: nucleus.
AAUUCCACCCAUCGCCGCCGAAAUCCCGUUGCGUCUCUCGCGCGUUACCAAGCUCUCAAGUUUUCUCGCGCCGACGGCAAUGGAUGAGGUCACCGAGGCCGUGAACAACCUCAACAUCUCGGGCGUAGGGGCCGCGGGCGUUGCCGGGGCGGAAGGGCACAAGAAGAAUCGCAUCCAGGUCUCCAACACUAAGAAGCCCCUCUUCUUCUAUGUCAACCUCGCCAAGAGGUACAUGCAGCUGCACAACGAAGUAGAGCUGUCGGCCCUCGGCAUGGCCAUUGCGACGGUGGUGACAGUAGCAGAAAUUCUGAAAAAUAACGGGCUUGCUGUCGCGAAGAGUAUCAUGACAUCUACUGUUGAUAUCAAGGACGAGACUAGGACCCGGCCUAUCCAGAAGGCCAAGAUUGAAAUAUUGCUUGGCAAGACGGAGAAGUUUGAUGAGCUGAUGGCAGCGGCUGCCGAGGAGAGGGAGGCUAAUGGGGCCGAGGAACAAAGCUGAGUACCUGCAAGGAAGGACCUUGUUGUAGCUUAUUUACUGUUUUCUGCUGCUAGAUUUGUCUUCUUCAUAGUUUGUCGAGUGGGCUAGAGACGAUUACUUGUAUAAUCAAUUAAAGGCGCGGCUUAUUUAGUGUGCUUUUACUUGAUUCAUUUAUGUUGGAAUGAUACAAGUUGUGUUCAAUAUGGUAUACUCUAGAUUCAUCACUAUCUUCAAUUUAGAAGAUAGUGCGUUGCU